Molecule: messenger RNA, 529 nt
Organism: Aspergillus ruber CBS 135680
Lineage: Eukaryota; Fungi; Ascomycota; Eurotiomycetes; Eurotiales; Aspergillaceae
Exons: 2
Coding region: 220-486 (88 amino acids)
Source: RefSeq, a predicted model, not a curated record
GACUACUUGAGAGCUUUGCGCAGUGAUGAGGGAUACAUAUCCAGUGUUGAGGAUCGACACAGACUGGUUGAGAGCGCUAUUAUGCUGUCUAUGCGUGUUGAUGUCUUGAGUCCGCAUUCUACCCCGCAUUGAGAUUUCACAAACCACUCAAUCAACACCUCCCGACACCACGACAGACACGACAAUAACUUUCAACAACCUCCGCGUCCGCACCCCCAUAUGUUCCGAAUAUGUCCUCCAACACCCCUUCCUCCGCAAAGUCUCAUAGCCUCCUUGCCAGUCCUUCGCCGGGGACUCCACCGCGACAUUCCCGCAUUCCCGCAUCGCAGCCGCCAUUAUCCACGCCUGCGCGACCCGGAGAACGACAUCCUGUCGCCACAAGCCUUCCAUUCCUUACCAACGCCCACUGCACCUACUCGUCCUGACCUCGCACCUCGUCAAAGAAGUCGGCUUCCUCAUGCUCUUCCUCCGGUUCCGGGUGUCUAGUUCCCUGGGUUUACCGGAUGCCGGAUACACAACGAUGGAGGAU